Symbiodinium sp. CCMP2456 is the source of this 1109-nucleotide messenger RNA. Lineage: Eukaryota; Dinophyceae; Suessiales; Symbiodiniaceae. The record is from the annotation of a GenBank genome assembly.
AUGGCGUGCAUCCGUGUACUGGCUGCAGCCAGCCUUCUCUGCGCACUUGGCGCAGGGCACGGAGACCAUGACCAUUGCACGCACGAGGCCUCCAUGGUGAACUACACUUGCAACACCACCACAUGCGGAGGUUACAUGGCCUACAAAGCUUCUGCAUGCACUGCUAGCAUGAAGUGCCCAGCAGUCGUCGUCAUUCAGGACUGGAACGGCAUGAACGACUACGAGAAAGAGCGCACACGGAUGUUGGCCGAGAUGGGCUAUGUGGGCUUUGCUGCCGACAUCUACGGCUAUGGGACGCCUGUUGAGGACAUGUCCGACUGGAUGGCGGCUUCCUCUGCUCAUCGAGGGAAUCCGGACCUGUACAUGUCCAAAAUCAGUGCUGCCAUUGACAAGGUGAAGUCUUACGACUUUGUUGACACGACGAAAGUCGCCGUAAUUGGCUACUGUUUCGGUGGAACCGGUGUGGUGAACAUGGCCAUUUUGGGGAUGGAGGGCGUGCUGGGCGUUGUUGGCUAUCACUCCGGCAUCAGUCCCAACGCCAGGGUGGUGCGGGGCAACAGCACGACCUCGAUGGUCGCCAAGGUUUUGCUGCACUCGGGCGUGAAGGACGAUGCUGCGACGGACAUGGCGAUGCUGGAGGAGGAGUUCGAGUCCGCAGGAGCCACAUACGAGAUCGCUCGCUAUGGCUCGGGCGUCUACCACAGCUUCACGGAGUGGAUGGCCAGCGUGCCCAUGCAAGCCAUGUACGACCAGCGUGCGGACGUCAGGUCUUGGGACAGCACCAAGCACUUCCUCGUGGAGCUGUUCGAUGGCCUCCCAGCUGCUAGCCGCGGGCCGGAGAACGACAUGUUGACCACCGGACUGCACAACUACACAUGCAACACAACGACCUGUGAGGGCUACAUGGCCUACAACGCCUCAGCUUGCACUGCCAGCAUGAAGUGCCCAGCCGUCGUCGUCAUUCAGGACUGGAACGGCAUGAACGACUACGAGAAGGAGCGGGUGGUGCGGGGCAACAGCACGACGCCUAUGGUUGCCAAGGUUUUGCUGCACUCGGGCGUGAAGGACGAUGCUGCGACGGACAUGGCAAUGCUGGAGGAGGAGUUCGA